AUGCCUAAGCACAAUUUUGCACCAUCGACAUGUGUUAGUAAAACCGUACAUAUCAUCACAACUACUUUGUACAUACAGAUGGAUUAUACCUUGUUUUGUUCAGGACAAAUUGAGCUUUCAUUUGGUGGUAAAUGAUCAUUAGUGCGGGACCCGGGGCUCUUGAGGAGACAGAUACGGAAAUAUGCGGCUCCAUGGAAAAAAGCAUAGUCCAAUGGGGCCGCAUAUUUGCAUAAGCUCGCUGGGAAGGGGUUAAUGUGCUUAUAUUUUGCC
Staurois parvus is the source of this 270-nucleotide messenger RNA. NCBI's taxonomy places the organism in Eukaryota, Metazoa, Chordata, Amphibia, Anura, Ranidae. The record is from the annotation of a GenBank genome assembly.